AUGUUAUUACUGGCCUUGUGUAUCGUGCUGGUGGCUCUCCUUUCGGUGUACUAUACACGUAUUCCACCCAAUUUCCCUCGAAAUAUCCCAGUCAUCCCAUUGACGAUCGUGAUCUGGGAUGCCAUACGUGGAACUUCACGGGCGGACUUUUAUAACAAGCGCAUCCGCACAUUGAUACAGAAACAUGGAGCGGUCGGGAUCUGGCAGGAUGGUGAAUGGACAAUACUAGUCGUUCGGCCGGCAUACUUAGUCCAGCUCUUGAAGGAUCCCCACGGCACAUUGAUGAAAUCAGGUUCAUAUCACAGGAUUUCGACGAGUGGUGCCGCCCAGCUCUUUGGCGAAAAUAUCAUCGACUCCCACGGUGACCUGCAUGACCAGUUCCAGAGAAUCCUGAAGCCUGCUAUACAGCGACCGUUCACUCUCGAUGGUAUGAAGAUGGAAUCUACGCGCCUUGUGCGGGCUCUUUGGCGGCAGCAGGAAUCUCAUGAAGAUGGGUCCGCGGUGGAUAUCAGGCCUCUGGUCUGGAGCUGGGCUGUCUCGAUUUAUGGAGACUACUUCUUAGAUAUGAAGUUGGAUGGGUUGGAAUAUCAUACAGCUGCCAUCCACCAAAUCGUUGGGCGACAGGGGAGACACGCUAUUGGGCGAAUGAGGCGUAUAUUCCCGUUUCUUGACUUGCUGCCCUGGAAAUGGCCAGCUGUGGAGGAACUCUUUAAGAAUAUUCAUAACCUGGAAACAGCACUUCUUGACUGUAUUGACUGUCGACUACAAACCGCACACUCGCCCACCGAUGGCGACAAGGUGAUAUACCGGUUAAGCCAAGCGCUGGAACACAAUCAAAUAUCAGAUUUCCAUUAUCGUUCCAAUGUCAAGCAAUUAUUCGUGGCCGGCCAUGAAAACGUUGAAAGUGCUGUAAGCGCCUCUCUAGUUGAACUGGCAAAGAAUCAAGGGAUCCAACACGCUCUGCAUUUGGAAAUCAAAGCUCUCCCGUACGACUAUUCGUCUUAUGACCUGGACCAACUACCGCUGUUGACAGCUGUGGUUUAUGAGACACUCCGACUUUACCCUCCACUUGGUACACUUACGAAUCGCAGAGCAACUAAGCCAACAUGGCUCGGCCCAGAUCUGUGCACCCCAGCUGGUAUUCUAGUCGGAUGGCAUGCCUAUGGCGUUCAAACUGACCCCUCAGUCUGGGGCCCAGAUGCAAGUGAGUUUGAUCCUUACCGGUGGGGAUCCAACAUCGGGACAGUCAAUGAGCGUUUCAGAAUAUGUCAGGUGAAAGGGACAUACAUUCCCUUCGGUUUAUAUUCUCGCAAGUGCUUGGGGGUGAAGUUUGCUAUUACUCAGAUGAAGGUCGGGCUUGUUGAGCUUAGUCGCAGAUUGGUGUGGAGGUCUCCUGCUGAUCAUCGAUUUUCGUAUAGCAAGGUGAGAAGCGAUAAUUGUUACUCGAUUAAAUCGUAUCACACUGACGAACUGAAAGGCACCCCUAAUCUCUCCCGCAAACUGUAG
Aspergillus pseudonomiae is the source of this 1506-nucleotide messenger RNA. Its product is annotated as cytochrome P450. NCBI's taxonomy places the organism in Eukaryota, Fungi, Ascomycota, Eurotiomycetes, Eurotiales, Aspergillaceae. The record is from RefSeq and is a predicted model, not a curated record. The coding region runs from base 1 to 1506 and encodes 501 amino acids. Gene Ontology annotation, molecular function: monooxygenase activity; iron ion binding; oxidoreductase activity, acting on paired donors, with incorporation or reduction of molecular oxygen. The transcript has a single exon.